Molecule: messenger RNA, 228 nt
Organism: Naegleria fowleri
Lineage: Eukaryota; Heterolobosea; Eutetramitea; Acrasida; Naegleriidae
Exons: 2
Coding region: 1-228 (75 amino acids)
Source: RefSeq, a predicted model, not a curated record
AUGAGUUGGAUUCCAGACGAAUACAAAUCGUUGAAACAACAUCAACAACAAGAACAAUAUACCACACUGAAAGACGAGGAUAUUCGAGAACAUUCCACCAGUGCCGAGCAACGAGGAGAACAAAAAGUUGAGUCUUCUCCAAGCAGCAAUAGGAAGGACUUUGAAUCGACCAUUGAAAGCACAAACAAACCAAAAAUUGGAGAUCCAAACUAUCCUUUUGCCAAAUAA